AUGGUCCUGCGACCUCAUCAAUCUCAUGCCCGUAGAGGAAGCUCUCGUGGCAGCCAUCGCGGUAACCGUCGCAGCAAUCGCGGCAGAAGUCGUGACGGCAAUCGCGGCAGAAAUCGUGGCAACAAUCGCGGCGGAAAUCACAGCGGCAUGAGAGAAUAUCCCAGUGGACGUGUCGCCCAGCAUGGUAGCAGUGGACAUCAGCAAAUCGCCGCCGGCCAGCAACCCGUCACCAUCACCCAGCAAGCUAGACAAACCACCUCCCAAACUGCCGGCAACGAGAAUCCAGCCCCCGCCAAAGGCACUGCUGCUACCAGCCCAAUUCGCAUCAAGAACCACCCGCGUGGCACGUCCCUGACCGAGGGUGUGGCCUUCAAAAACAAGAAGUUCAUGGAUGCUGUCCUGGGAAAGAAGUGCCGGAAGCUGAAGAAGGGGCCGAAGGAGGGGAGGAUGCAGUUGGUGUGGGGAAGGGAGUAG
Molecule: messenger RNA, 474 nt
Organism: Lindgomyces ingoldianus
Lineage: Eukaryota; Fungi; Ascomycota; Dothideomycetes; Pleosporales; Lindgomycetaceae
Exons: 1
Coding region: 1-474 (157 amino acids)
Source: RefSeq, a predicted model, not a curated record